Aspergillus terreus NIH2624 is the source of this 2076-nucleotide messenger RNA. RefSeq lists its product as uncharacterized. Lineage: Eukaryota; Fungi; Ascomycota; Eurotiomycetes; Eurotiales; Aspergillaceae. The record is from RefSeq and is a predicted model, not a curated record. The coding region runs from base 1 to 2076 and encodes 691 amino acids. The transcript has 6 exons.
AUGGCUGACCUUCCGAAACUUGUUUACUUCCAAUGUUUUAUGCUGGUCUUGUCAGUCAUCGUUACCGUUUCCGCCGCCCCGACUCGCCUCGACCCCCAACCCGAGCCCGCAUACGUCCCCGAACCAAACACAAGAGGAACCGUCAAGUUAUUCUGGAACUGUUUCACCACGUUCAUCCUGUGUGUGUGGACAGCGGUACAUCCGGAUGUCGUUCCUGUUAAGGGCUCCUGGCCCAUCAACUGCUACAAGUUUUUCAUGAUGACCUGGGCCAUUGUGAUCCCGGAACUGCUCUUGUGUAUGGCUGUGAUCCAGCUGAAGCAAGCCUUGGAAAUCCGGAACCUCUGGCGGGCGACCUUCACAGAAGAUAGUGACAAACAGUCCUGGCUCGGACUGAGUGGUGCGUUCUUUGUGGUGAUGGGAGGCUACAUUGUGGAGACCGACACCGAUAGUUAUCACGCCAAUCCCAUCCAACUUGAAACACAGAAACCAACAUCGACGUCAAGUGAUCAAUUGCAUCCACUGGUGACAACAAUUCAGCCGAAAGGGUUCCAAGUCCUGUUGACGGAGGGUACCAUUCAAAACCUGAUCAAAAAUGGAACGUUGCAAAAACGCCACUUUGACCACAGGAUCAUCGAGGACAAGGGCAACGCAAACACCAUCAGCAAGCUCCUGGUUGCCGUGCAGAUUUCUUGGAUGAUCAUCCAAUCUAUCGGUCGAAAGCUGUCCGGACUCCCGGUUACUCUACUCGAAGUCCACGUUCUGAUCCAGAUCAUUUACUCUAUUGCUGCAUACUGUUGCUGGUGGGCCAAGCCGUUGGAUAUCAAUCGACCCAUUCCACUGGCUAUAGCACCCGGACUCCUGCAGGGCCACAAUGUCACGGUACCGACUGCAGACCAUAAGCGGGAGCUCCCAUUCGUCACAGAGUACUACAAGCACAGUGGAUGGCUCGACAUGUUCUUUCGCGCGGCAUAUGCUGUUCUUCAAUAUCUUGGCCGGCGGGUUGAGUUGUGGGCCUCAAUCCUCGCCAUUGGCAACGGUGCUCUCCACCUGCUCGUGUGGAACUCUUACUUUCCCACCACUGCAGAGCGCAUCAUUUGGCGCAUUUCUGGCAUUGGGCUGGGCGUCUUCCCCUUGAUGGUCUAUUUCAUCAUGUCUUGGAAUGAAGAGUUCGACGAUUUCUUCGUCAAGAUGUGGUAUCUCAUGAGAUUUGAGGAAGGGUCCUGGGCGUGGAUGACAUACAGAAGCCUCUCGAUCAUGGCAGGUCAAUACCAUCUUAGCGUGCGCGGCACCUCAUCCAACCAGAAUGUUCCGAUCUGGCUUCGAUAUCUCCUCCUGUGUGUCUGCACCAUUGCGAUGAUCUUUAGUCGCGGGAACCCGAGCCCUAACGCACCUACCCGUACUCCCCGCAUGCGCCACGAGGAGUCGAAAGUUCGUAUAGCUACAGGGGCCACCGAUGCUAGUGGUAAAAGGACUGAGGGGUUGACCCCGGUCAGUGCAAUUUCAAGGAGGGGCAUGGUCAGGAUUGAGGCUAAGCAGGAAGGAAUCAUUCACGACCCGCCCUCCUAUGCAUCGGAGUAUGAGUCCGUUCAACUCUCCAACGGCCCUACCGUAUGCUUGGUCGGUCCGACCGGCACUCCGAGCCAAAAUCGACCUUAUUUCUCAGAGGACGGAUACCCGGUAAAAUAUGUCUUCUACAAUGUGCAUACGUGGAACAGCCAAGGGCCACACCGCAGAGUCAAAGGUGUGAGAACAUACAGUCCGGGGGGCUCAAAAAUUGUGCCCACGGGCAUGGAUAAGCGUGUGAUGCCCAGUCUUGCAACGCAGUCGAUUCGUACUCAAGAGCUGGGCAUCUUUUCUCGAUAUGUGGAGGCCGACUAUUCCGGCCUGUGGGCUUGCUAUGCACCACGCAUGGACCCUAACUGGCUUGACUUCGUUAUGCAUCCAGCGCAGCCUCCUCCCACGUUUCUCCAGCUUGCAGUACGUGCCUUGGCAAUUCUGCAUCUUGGACAGACGGAGAAUCCGAGGUUGGUUGCCGAGAAUAACGGCAACAAGGUGUCUCCCUAUAUUAUCGGAUAA